AUGUCAUUCCCAAAACCGAAUUUACCUUCAAUUCAAUCCUUGCUAAAUCAAGACACUCAUAUCAAGUCAGUCAAUGUACAUAAAACAAGCAACUUGCCUUCUGAAUUACAACAACUUUCACUGUCUGCUCCUGCCACUCGGAUAGAAAAAAGCGAAAAUCAUCAGCCUAGUUGGAUGUUCAUGCCUCCUAAUAGGAAAUUGCCUAGCCAUACAAGGUCUUGUUCUGAUUUUACAUUUUCAUUACUACCUCCACCUACAACAACAACAACAACAACAACAAAACCUAGAUACCAGGCACAUAGACGUACUGUGUCCGCCACCACCACCUCCACCACAGCCAUGAUACAGCACAACCAUUCUCUUCCCCAUAUUUCAGAGUAUACAAGAGCCCGCACCGAUAGCCCGCCUCAUCAUGAUGAUUCUAACCAAGCAUUGUUUGAUGCUCUUCAAAUCACUAGCCAUUCAAAUCCUACUGUCUUUCUAACUCAAGUUGACAGUCUGGUAGAUCAAGAAACAAUAAAAGAUAAACUUGGACUAAAAGAAACAAUUGAAUACGAGAAUCUGAUGGUAGCAAGAGACGAACAAACUGGAAAAUAUUAUUGUCCGUUUUGCAAUAAGCCUUUCAAUCGACCUUCUUCACUUCGAAUUCAUACGUAUUCUCAUACAGGCGAAAAGCCCUUUGUCUGCCAAGAAAAGGGUUGUGGACGUCAAUUCAGUGUACAGAGUAAUAUGCGAAGACAUUUAAGAGUUCAUAGACGAGGAAAAUCCAAGAAACAUGCCUCAAGAUAA
Molecule: messenger RNA, 789 nt
Organism: Gilbertella persicaria
Lineage: Eukaryota; Fungi; Mucoromycota; Mucoromycetes; Mucorales; Choanephoraceae
Exons: 1
Coding region: 1-789 (262 amino acids)
Biological process (GO): regulation of transcription by RNA polymerase II
Cellular component (GO): nucleus
Molecular function (GO): DNA-binding transcription factor activity, RNA polymerase II-specific; RNA polymerase II cis-regulatory region sequence-specific DNA binding
Source: RefSeq, a predicted model, not a curated record